Messenger RNA from Lingula anatina, 2586 nucleotides. RefSeq names its product E3 ubiquitin-protein ligase TRIM56. NCBI's taxonomy places the organism in Eukaryota, Metazoa, Brachiopoda, Lingulata, Lingulida, Lingulidae. Gene Ontology annotation, molecular function: protein binding; zinc ion binding. The record is from RefSeq and is a predicted model, not a curated record.
AUGGCGGCAGCUGCAGCCAGCUUGGCUGAAGAUGACGACAGCCUAAGAGCGGUGAUAACAGAGCACUUUGUGAAUUGCCCUAUUUGUUUUAAGGAAUAUGACGAGCCGACAUCGUUGCCAUGUCUUCACUCUUACUGCAAGGGCUGUCUGAAGACGCACGUUGGUGAUUUGACCCCAGGGAGAACGUUCUCAUGUCCAGUAUGCCAGCGGGAGACGCGGGUCCCAACAGAAGGACUUGAGGGAUUCUCUCAUAAUUUCUACAUUGAAAGCCUACAGGACACCUUGCUGCAGCCCCCAAGGAAGAGAACUUGUGGUGCGUGUGCCUUAGCUACAGGGGCUGUUGUGGAUGCGACGUCCAAAUGCAUCAGUUGCCACGAGUAUCUGUGUGAGCAAUGUGCCCCUUACCAUUGCAGGACCAAGUUCACAAAAGAUCAUAAAAUCUUCACGCUUGAACAGUUGCGAAGUAAAGAAUACAAGGCAGAGAUCCAAGAACUGCAGAUUUUCCUAUGCCCAGACCACAAAGAUGAAGCCAUUAAGUACUUCUGUGAAAAGUGUCAGCGACCAAUCUGCCGUGACUGCAAGAUUUUGCUUCAUGAUGAUCACAAGUGCAUUUCUCUUGAUGCUGCUGCUGAAUCCGUGACACAAACCCUGCAAACUAAACUUGACCAUCUCGAAAAGAAGUUCAAAGAGGAAGAUGAGUUGUUGUUGGCUCUCGAGAAGAACACCAUUGAUGUCGAGGCAAAUAUUAAGCAACGGGCAGUACAUCUUCACAGUUUGGUUGACCAGCAAGAAAAAGUUCUCAUGGAAAAGGUACAUGCACAGAAAAAGUCCUUAGAUAUUAGCCUAGAACACCGCAAAACAAAUAAAGGUACCGUGGACUUGGUGAAAGGUUUCCUUGGCCAUGCUUCACCAGGGGAGCUUCUAAUGAUGCAGCAGCAACUGUGCGACCAGAUGGACAACCUUCAGUCCAGUUCCAGCUCCAGAAAGAUCCCACCACUGCUCUCUUUCCAGCUACAGACCAGGGAUGGGGUCGAGGAAGACCUAUUCAAGGGAAAGUGGUUUGGUGAUAUUGUGGAGGUCCAAAAUUUGGAAUUUAGAACCACAGAAAAAAAGGAAACUGACAUCUGGAACUGGUCAAUGUUGUCGGUGUUAGAGCCUCAAAAUGUGGUACAAGAUUCUCAAGAAAUGAUGCAAAUGUUGGAAAAACCAAGCUGUGGUGAAGAAAAGGAAGUUAGGACCCAGAAAAUGAGACCCCCUGCAAGGUGUGUUCAGGAGUUCAACACCAAUUGCAAGUACCCUGGUGCCAUUGUGGUUACAGGAGACCAAAAGUAUGCCAUUGCAGACUUCAACCGCGAGUCAGGACAGGUUUGUGUUUACCUUCAAACAGGAGAAUUUGAUGAAGAAAUCAUUGAAGCAGCAAACAACAAUGAGCUUGAUACAGUACAAGGUCUGUGUCACCUCCCCAGUGGUAGAACUGUCAUAUCAGAUUAUGAAAAUGAUAAAAUAUUUGUUAUGUCAAAACUUUGGAAGCCUGUGACAGUUAAGUGUAUUGAUGGACCAUGUGGUGUUGCUGUCAAUAGUAAGAAUCAUAUUGCUGUGGCACAAAUGCAUGAUCAGUGUAUCACCAUGUUUGACAUUGAGCCUAAUGGGAAAAUGACUGAAAUUUACCUUAUAGAACCAGAUGAUUUCCCAAGUCCAUUUUGUCUAGCUUAUACAAGUGAAGAUUUUCUUGUUGUAGGCCAUGUUAAUGAUGGCAGGGUUGAUAUCUUGAGUCCAUCUGGUGACAUAAUUUGUCAUUAUACAGGCCCUAGUAAUGACCUGAAAAAGCCACAGAGUAUUUGUGUGGAUAGAUAUGACAACAUAUACAUAGCAGAUAGGAGGAGGAAUUGUAUCCACAUUAUAUCUCCAGAGGGGCAGUUUAUUCAGUAUUUUGAAACUGAAAUGGGGGGUGUUAGUUUCAGGUUUCCUUGGGGGCUGGCAAUUGACCAAGAUGGAGACUUGGUUGUAGGGUUAUAUGGAGGGAAAGUGAAAGUUUUCUCUUUUCUGGAAUAGAAAGUAAACUCAAGGAGUUUAUGAAAUACAAGUAUUUAACUGCACAGAAAAUAAGAAACAAUACAUUCAAAAUGGUUGUGGAUUUGUGUGAUAAUGUGUCAAUAUUCCACGUAUUUUACAUUUUCCUUUCAAAGACAGACUCAUUGGUACUUAAGUGGAGAAUACUGAUAGUAGGUGGAGAAACACAAAAUAUAGUGGUAGUAUUGUGGGAUCUAUCAGUGGGUUGUGGAGAAAUUGUAUGAUGUGGGGAGAGGGAUAGUACUUAUAUAUAUGAAUAUUAUAACUAUGAACUUGUUUUUUGAAUUCCCAAGUUCCUUAUUUUUGAGACACUCAUAAUAAUUAUAGUUAAAAUUGAAGUUUAACUCAAAAACAUGUUUAUACUAGUAGAUGAUUAAGAGCAAUUGUUAAAUAUUUCCAGGUAUAUGAAUUUUUAUGUGAUAAUUUGUGCAUUGUGUAGUGCAUAAAGGCCCAGUCACAAUGUCGGCGAUCUGUCGAGGAUUAGUUUUGGCCGGGGGUCGUCGUAGAAAAUAAAGA